Messenger RNA from Zeugodacus cucurbitae (melon fly), 4744 nucleotides. RefSeq names its product glutamate receptor ionotropic, kainate 2 (gene GluRIIA). Gene Ontology annotation, cellular component: plasma membrane; postsynaptic membrane. Lineage: Eukaryota; Metazoa; Arthropoda; Insecta; Diptera; Tephritidae. The coding region runs from base 513 to 3335 and encodes 940 amino acids. The record is from RefSeq and is a predicted model, not a curated record. The transcript is spliced from 14 exons. Gene Ontology annotation, biological process: synaptic transmission, glutamatergic; monoatomic ion transport; modulation of chemical synaptic transmission. Gene Ontology annotation, molecular function: transmitter-gated monoatomic ion channel activity involved in regulation of postsynaptic membrane potential; glutamate-gated receptor activity.
ACAGCAGCCGCAGCGGCAUUGGCCGCAAAGUGGGAGAUCUGAAGUUAUGAAAUACUUACUGUGUCUAUAUAUACAUAUAUGCUAUACAUAACUUAAUAUAUUUCCUUGUCGUCGCCAUGCUCAGUGUGCGCUAAAUUUCUUCCACGACUGGAUGGCUUGCUGGUACAAAAUUCAAAAAUAUUUCGAGUGUGUUUUCGUAUGGAGGCGGUGACGGUCGCGACCGCGUUGGCAAUAAGUAAUGUGAAGUGAAGUGAAAAAGUAGUCGCACAAAAAUAUAAUGGAAUACGAAAUAUAAAUAAAUAAAUAUUUUAUAAAAUGGCGUGCAAUUAAUAUUUACGUAAUAUAUUUUAUGUGUGAAAAAGAUUUGUGGAAUUAUUGCAAGAAAUUUGUCUCAAAAACAAAUAAUUAAUAAACCAUUUUCUAUGAAAAGUGCCUAAAUAUAUAGUGUCAGUACACUGCUUGAAUGUAUAACUAAAUAACGGUUUAAAACGUGGUUACACGGUUACAAAAAAAUGCGUUUUAGCAACAUUUUCGGCACAUUCUUGUUGCUAAUCGUCGUUAAGCUGACGCAUGAAUACACCAAUAAUGGCGAUAUUGAAGUGAAAGUUGGUGUCCUUUUCUUCCGUGAUGAAUACGAAAUAGAAUUGAGUUUCGAUGAGGCAUUCCGUGAGAUAAAUGCUAACAAAUUGUUUGGCUUAACUUUCCAAUUGAUAAAGCGCUUUGUGCCCAGCGAUGAUAGUUUACUACUACAGCAGUUAACUUGUGAAUUGCUUUCAGAUGGCGUUGUUGCUAUUUUUGGACCAAGUUCAAAGGCGUCGAGUGAUAUUGUUGCUGUCAUAGCCAAUGCCACUGGUAUACCGCAUAUGGAAUUUGACUGGAGAAUUGAGUCUCCUACACAAGAUCGCCUUAAUAAUAGAAUGACCGUCAAUGUAGCACCAUCAGUUUCGAUGAUCUCAAAGGCUUAUUACAGCAUUAUCAAAGCCAAUUACAAAUGGAAUAAAUUUACGCUUAUCUAUGAAACAAAGGCUGGUCUCGCCCGCUUGCAGGAUCUCAUGAAUAUUGAAGCAUUGGAUAAUGAACUAAUCAAGAUACGCAAUAUCGAAGAUUAUAAAAGUGAUUUGCGUGUACUCUGGAAGGAGGCGAGUGAGACCUUACAUGAACAUAGAGUCAUACUCGAUUGCGAAGCAGAUUCGCUGCAAAGUUUAUUGUUGAUAGCAAAGGAAUUUAAGAUGUUGGGUGCUUUCAAGUACUUGUUCCUGUCCCAUUUAAAUACGCAUAAUUCACCAUUGCAAAGCAUGUAUAAUGCCGAUUACAAGGCGAAUAUAACCUCUGCGAGAUUGAAAUUAGUCGAAGGGAAUCCUUUUGGGCGUAAGAAGACACGUUUACGGCCAAUUGAUGAGAUCUUCCAAAAUCAAACAUUAUUGCCGAUAAUAAUGUACGAUACGGUCGUUUUGUUUGCGAAUGCGGCAAGAAAUGUUAUUACCAAAAUAAGAACAUAUGUGGAACCGCAAAGGCGUUGCGACUUCUCUUAUCCAGGUCGACCUUGGCAUAUUGGACGCCAAAUAGUGCGUGAAAUGAAGUCCAUCUCUGAAGACGAUGUGGAACCGCCCUUUAAAACGGAGAACCUUAAAAUCGACGAAAAUGGUCAACGCAGUGUAUUCCAUUUGGAGAUCUACAAACCGACUACCAAUGAAAUUUUGGGCAUUUGGAAGCCUGAUGGCACAAUUUCACCGCCAACUACUACGCAAUUUGGUAGCGAUAAUGCUGUUUCUGCGCCUGAUUUUUCAUUAGGCCGUAAAAUGUUUAUAGUAACAACGCGUUUCGAAGAGCCCUAUUUCAUGUUGAGAGAAGAUUAUGAAGCUUUGCGUGGUAAGGAUAGAUACGAAGGCUAUGCAGUGGAUCUGAUACAAAAGCUCUCAAAUAUAAUGAAUUUCGAUUAUGAAUUCUUAGUUGAACGCACUACAGGAAAGUUGAAUCCGCAAACAGGCGAAUGGGAUGGCAUGAUACGGCGCCUAAUUGAUCAUCAAGCACAAAUCGCCAUCUCUGAUAUAACAAUAACACAGGCUCGACGUCAGGUCGUCGAUUUUACGGUGCCUUUUAUGCAAUUGGGUAUUAGCAUAUUGUAUUUUAGAAGACCGAAGGAAGCAAAGAAUGAGUUUGCAUUUCUGGAACCCUUUGCCGAAGAGGUGUGGUACUAUUUGAUGUUGACACAACUGAUUAUGACGUUGCUGUUUGUAUUAUUAGCGCGUUUCUCACAUUAUGAGUGGACGAACCCCAAUCCAGGUAAACCCGAUCCAGAUGAACUCGAAAAUAUAUGGAAUAAUUCAAACUCAUUUUGGUUGAUGAUUGGUUCUAUUAUGCAACAGGGUUGCGAUUUACUACCGAAAGGUCCUCCAAUGCGUAUACUCAGCAGCAUGUGGUGGUUCUUCACAUUGAUGAUAGUCAAUGCUUAUGUCGCUAAUUUGGCUGCGUCGCUAACCAACAAUAAGAUACCGACCGAAUUCGAUAGUUUGGAAGGUCUUGUCGAUCAGAAUAAGGUUAAAUAUGGCACGUUAGCCGGUGGCAGUACAUCGGUUUUCUUUUCGGAAUCAAAUGAGACGGUGUAUAAAAGAGCGUGGAAUCAAAUGAUCUCCUUCACGCCAUCGGCUUUCACUUCGAGUAAUAAGGAAGGUGUUGAGCGUGUACGUAAAGGUAAUGGCAGUUAUGCUUUUCUCAUGGAAACGACUUCCUUGUCAUAUAAUGUUGAACGAAGUUGCAAACUAAAGGCAGUUGGCGAACAAUUUAGUGAGAAGCAUUACGCCCUAGCGGUACCCUUAGGUGCUGAGUAUCGUUCUAAUUUGAGUGUCUCUUUGCUGCAACUCAGUGAGAAGGGUGAACUUUACACUUUGAAACGACGCUGGUGGAAACUGAAAGAGGAAUUGAAUUGUGAUGAUUCUGAUAAUACCGAUGGCGAUGAGCUCUCUAUUAUCGAAUUGAGUGGUGUAUUUGUUGUGCUCGGCGCAGGUGUGGUGGUAGCUUUUAUAAUAGGGAUCUGCGAGUUUUUGUGGAAUGUACAAACAGUUGCCGUGGACGAAAAUACUACGCCAUGGCAAGCUUUCAAAGCCGAACUCUGUUUUGUUUUAAAGUUUUGGGUUACAAAAAAGCCUGCAAAUAUUUCGGAAAGCACAAAAUCCACGACUUCCUCGAAAUCCUCUUCGAAACGUUCGUUAGAUCGUUACCGCUCUCGUUCUCAUAGUCAUGUGAGCGGCCAUUCUCGCCGUACAACUAAAUCGAAGACACGUGAUCGUGAACGCGAGCGCGAACGCAGUGUACAUAGCCGAAGAUAUUAUGAUUAGUUAGAUUAUUAGUUUCACAUUUUGUUCUUCUCUCUAUUAAUUUAUUAUUAUUAUUAUUUUUAUUAAAUUUAAAUAAAGCGAUUUUCUGCAUAUGGGUGAUUCUACGAUAAGAGGUAACUUGUGCGGCAAUCAGCUUAAAGUAUUGUUUUUGUCCUUUAUGUUGCUAUUUUUUUAAAUGAAUCACAUCAUAUUAAUGUAGGGUAUCAAAUAAUAUUACAACUUACUGCAUAAUUAACGCAAUUUGUUGUGAAAUUCCUUAGAAAGUCUAAAAAAGUAUCUUCCCUGGCUUGUCCCCUUGCUACUUUUUAUUUAACUUUCGGACAAUACAUCUAUUUUUUGUAUGAUAUGCUAAACCUAAACUAAGUUCAAUCGGAAGUAAAAUAAUUAAAAUUAAGUAUUGUUAAAUAAAAAACAAAAUUAUUUUGUUUAUUUCAUAUAAUUUAUAACAUAAACUUUUGUCCCAAUUUUUUUAUAUAUCUACCCUGCUAAAAUUUGUUCCCUUGGUACGACAUAAAUUCAAAGAUCUCCUUGAAAAAAGUGCUCAUGGGCUCAUUUCAGCCUGAAGUUAACAAUACUAAUCGCGAAAUCCGUCUGAGCGCUGUAGUUUUUUAGUUAUUGCGGCCCGAUCGUGAGGUGUACUGGAUUCGCAACCUGAUUUUGUCUCUCCCCUGGCAAUUCAUAUAACGUAUACUAUUAAUUUAAUUAAUUUGCCUUUCUUGUCCUAAAUUAUUAAUACUGUGAUAAUUAAAGUGGAAUAAAUAAUUAACCAAAAAAUAAUUCAGUCAAUUAAACCAAUUAAAUUUUUCAUGAAAACGUCUCUCCCCUGCCGUAUUCCCCCUGGAAAAAUAACUGCCAGGGGAGAGAGUUAGAGACCAGGGGAGUUACUAUUCAUCAUGACACACGGACCGGAAGUCGUAAGCUGCUUGAGUCUUGAUACUUUCUUGCGUGAGCUUCUGAACGUGACCCCUUCCCCAUCUGCAGCCAUCACCAGCAUCAGCAAAACCAAAAAUAUUAGCCUCGCAAUCCAAAGCAGAAUCGCUCUUACCAACAGAUGCUAGUUUGGACUGAGUGGACAUUUAAAUGUUAAAGCCUCUCGAUGAACCAAAACCAAACUCUACAAGUCCCUUAUCAUCCCCGUUCUGCUUUAUGGUGCAGAAGCAUGGACGAUGUCAACAUCCGAUGAGACGGAGAAAAAAGUUUUGUGGAACCAGGUAAAAAGUAGUAUUUCCAAUUGGCGUCAGACAGCAAAAAGAAGAGAAGACUAGCGCAAAACUAGAUUCACCUAUAAUCGCAUAAAAUUUGCAUAGGCCAAAUAUGUAUAUAUGUAUAUAUAAAUAAGAUCAGGUUGACCAGACUCUCCUCAUGCCAAAUCUUCUUUUGAAAGGGCAGAAGAUAUAUUACGUAUUUAA